UUGCGAAUCAGUUCUGGAAAUUUCCGAGCAAACGGGAAGGCACUCUUGCUCGUUGCAGCAUUCAGUCGUUUUCGUUAUAGACCUGUGACGCGUAAUAGAAAUCCACUUUCUAUUGAUCGCUAAAGUGAAUUUUUAGAAUCUCGACCGUGAAUUCUCAAAGCCACCCAGCAAAAUGUCUUUGUUCGGGUCAUUUAUGGGCGAUGAUGAUAUUUUCAAUAUUUUCGGGUCUUCCAUGCAUACCAUGAGGCAGAUGAAUAGCAUGAUGAACUCUAUGUUCCGUGAUCCAUUUGAUAUGAUGGGACAAAAUGCUCUUAUGCCACAUCAUGGUAGAGCAUCUCAUGGUGAUAUGCCACUCUCCUUGUUUAAUCCACAUUUUGGAAGAUUUGAUUUUAACAACAUGACACCUGAUGGAAGUUGCCAUUCAUUUAUGAGCCAAUCUGUUAUGACUAUGUCUAAUGGCCCUGAUGGGCGCCCACAAGUUUAUCAGGAAACCAUGUCUACUAGAACAGCACCUGGUGGUAUAAAAGAAACUAAAAAGACAGUAAGUGAUUCUCGUACUGGAACAAGGAAAAUGGCUAUUGGCCAUCAUAUUGGCGAGAGGGCACAUAUUCUUGAAAGAGAACGUAAUAUGCGCGGUGAGGAGGAGGAACGACAGGAAUUUAUCAAUCUUGAUGAAGAUGAGGCAGAUUCUUUUAAUCGCGAAUGGGAAUCACAUACACGACGGGCACAUACUAGUGCAAUUGAUAAUGGAAAUUCAGCUAGAGUUGUCAGUAACAGUAGGCACCGACCAGAGCCAAGACAAUUGGCCUUACCAUCUACUACAGAUCCAUCAGCAAGCUUCAAGCCUCCAGAAUCUGCAACGUCUUCGAGAGCUGAAGUAUCAUUGGCUGUAGCAUCACCGUCUACAUCAGGAUCUCGAAAACGUGAACACAAACCGGAUAGACAAGUUAGUAAUAAGCGUCACCAAGCUGUAUCCGAUAGUGACGACUAGAAUAAUAACCUAUUAUCCGUAACAUAUUUUAUCUGCAACAUACCUAUAAUAAACAUAUAACGAAGUUUAAAUUAAACAACCUAAAAAUAUAUUAUUCUUUUUCAU
Messenger RNA from Camponotus floridanus (Florida carpenter ant), 1096 nucleotides. RefSeq names its product myeloid leukemia factor (gene Mlf). Bases 173 to 991 code for a protein of 272 amino acids. The transcript is spliced from 5 exons. The record is from RefSeq and is a predicted model, not a curated record. NCBI's taxonomy places the organism in Eukaryota, Metazoa, Arthropoda, Insecta, Hymenoptera, Formicidae. Gene Ontology annotation, cellular component: nucleus; cytoplasm. Gene Ontology annotation, biological process: regulation of DNA-templated transcription.